Molecule: messenger RNA, 483 nt
Organism: Aspergillus campestris IBT 28561
Lineage: Eukaryota; Fungi; Ascomycota; Eurotiomycetes; Eurotiales; Aspergillaceae
Product: nucleoside 2-deoxyribosyltransferase domain-containing protein
Exons: 1
Coding region: 1-483 (160 amino acids)
Source: RefSeq, a predicted model, not a curated record
AUGCCGCCGCGCAGUCAAAUCAUCCACGCACCCUCCGACGACGCUCCCCAGGGCCGCCGGUCCGUCUUCCUCGCCGGCACCACCAGCCCCGUGGACCCGGAGGACUGGCGCGCGACGCUAUUCCGCGCCCUGUCUAAUCUUCCCGUGACCAUCUACGACCCGUACCGCUUGGACUGGGACAGCUCGUGGCGUGAGGAUAUUGACUUCGCGCCGUACCGCGAGCAGGUAGAGUGGGAGCUGGACCGGCAAGAACGAGCCGACCUGGUGGUCGUCUACUUCCACCCGGCGACACAAGCCCCUGUGAGUCUGUUAGAGCUGGGGCUCUGGGCCCGAACUCCGGGCAAGGUAAUCGUGGGAUGUCCGGCGGGAUACUGGAAGCGGGGGAACGUGCAGAUUACUUGUCGCAAGUACGGGGUGACCCUGGUGGACGGACUGACGGAGCUGGCGGAGGCGGUGGCGCAGCGUCUGUCGCUCAGUCCAUGA